Schistosoma curassoni is the source of this 1159-nucleotide messenger RNA. Lineage: Eukaryota; Metazoa; Platyhelminthes; Trematoda; Strigeidida; Schistosomatidae. The record is from the annotation of a GenBank genome assembly.
CUUUUCGAACAAUGGUGUAUCAGGUACUAUGGUUUCAGAUAAUGAAUUUUAGUCUUCUAGAGCCCCAGAAUGACACUAGAAAAAAACAGAAGGAACCUCCGGAACAAGCAAACCUGCCUUCUAGAAAACAAUCUUCCAGAAAACGAUGACAGACCAUACAGUUUCAAGUGGACUCAGGGGAAUCAAUUAGAGUGCAGGUGAUGUGGAUAUACGAUCUCAAAUUACAACUUAUGGGAAGCAAAUCAAUUUUGAUUGGGUUACAAUACUUGUCCAACUCAGCUGGAUCCAAUUUUCCAACAUGCGCUGUUAGUGGCCUUGUUGCUGAUGCAAGAACCCUCAUAGAACGUGCACGUACAGAGGCAGCUCAUCAUUGGUUCGUAUACAAUGAAAAAAUGACUAUUGAGGAUGUGACUAAAGCUGUGAGUAACUUGGCUCUAGCAUUUGGUGAUGAUGAUAUGGAGUCUGGUGCAAUGAGUCGUCCAUUUGGUGUUGCUUUAUUAUUUGCUGGAGUUGAUGAACGUGGUCCACAAUUGUAUCAUAUGGAUCCAAGUGGAACUUAUAUUCGAUAUGAGGCUAAAGCAAUUGGUUCCGGUUCUGAAGGUGCACAACAAGCGUUACAAGAAAUAUAUCAUAAGAAUAUGACAUUACAUGAGGGAUGUAAACAUGCUUUAUCAAUUUUAAAACAAGUUAUGGAGGAAAAACUGGAUUCAACCAAUGUUGAAAUGGCAACUGUUAGUAUCAAAGAUAAUUAUCAUUUAUUCAAUAAAGAUGAAGUUCAAAGAAUCAUUGAAGAAAUUAAUCAACCAUCAUCAUGAUCAUCUGAAACCAUGUUGAACUACAUCCAUUAUGGUAUUAUAUAUACAUAUACAUAUUUUCACGAAACAAUCCUGUUUUCUUUCUUUCUCUUAUCCGUUUGUUUAAUAGUAAAUUCUGAAUGAGAACGAUGUGUAUUGUUUCUAAUUCGUUUGGUUUAUUUGUAUGUUUAUGUAAAUUUAAUAUAAAGUUUAAUGUAGUCAUUGAAUUGUGAUGAUAUACGUGUAUGUAACAAGUUGUUGUUGUUGUUGAACGUUAUGUCAUCAGCUGUUUUUGUUGGUUUUUUUUGUUUGUUUCAAAAUAGUUCAAUGUUGAAUAAACUUUAUUGAUGUAAACUUAAAGUAAA